UGCGCACUGCCCAGAACCUUCUAGAAGUAUGGCUGUUCGGGCUGUUGCCUGCCUCCCUACGCGGGCAUUCUCGUACUAGAAAUCUGAGCGAGUUCUCCGGAUGGAUCGACCCCCUACACGUGGAGCUUUCAAGGAGACGAGACACUGUCCGAAUCCUUUAGAAUAGGACAUUCCGUGCGUGUGGGCAUUAGGUGGAGCACGACGACAGGACGCCAAGCUGGCCCUCCGCCUGAAGCCUCAGUCACAGCUCUGCGCGUGACGUCAGCAUUCAGCGCCGCCGCGGAAGGAAAGCCCGGAGAGCGGCGCUGGCCGGAAGGGGCGGGGCGCUCGGCCUGGUUUCCUGGCGACGUACUUGUACGGGCGGCCGCUUCUCCGGCUGUUUUUUUCUUUUCCUUCCUGCCGCGCGAGGGAGGCCGUCAUGCCUUGGUUACUCUCAGCAACUAAGCUGGUUCCCGCCGUAGCAAGCGCCCGCUGCCGCUCAGGAUGCAUGUCAUGUUCUCAGCGAAGGUUCUCCCUCCAGCCCAUCCCAGAGAAGAGAAUUCCAAACCGGUACUUAGGCCAGCCCAGCCCCUUUACACACCCACACCUCCUCAGACCAGGUGAGGUGACGCCAGGACUAUCUCAAGUGGAAUAUGCACUUCGCAGGCACAAACUAAUGUCUCUGAUCCACAAGGAAACACAAGACCAGAGUGGGACAGACCAGACAGUGGUUCUGCUGUCCAACCCUACAUAUUACAUGAGCAAUGAUAUCCCCUAUACUUUCCACCAAGACAACAAUUUUCUGUACCUGUGUGGAUUCCAGGAGCCUGAUAGCAUUCUGGUCCUUCAAAGCCUCCCUGGCAAGCAGUUACCAGCACAUAAGGCCAUGCUUUUUGUGCCUCGGAGAGAUCCUAGUCGAGAACUUUGGGAUGGCCCACGAUCUGGCACUGAUGGAGCAAUAGCUUUAACGGGAGUAGAUGAAGCCUAUACGCUGGAAGAAUUUCAACAUCUUGUACCAAAAAUGAAAGAUGAGACAAAUAUGGUCUGGUAUGACUGGAUGAGGCCCUCUCAUGCACAGCUUCACUCUGACUACAUGCAGCAGCUGACUGAGGUCAAAGCCAGGAGCAAGAAUAAAGUUCGGGCUGUCCAGCAGCUGAUACAGCGUCUCCGGCUGAUUAAAUCUCCUGCAGAAAUUGAGCGAAUGCAGAUUGCUGGGAAACUAACUUCACAGGCUUUCAUAGAGACCAUGUUUGCCAGUAAAGCUCCUGUGGAAGAGGGCUUUCUUUACGCUAAGUUUGAAUUUGAAUGCCGGGCCCGUGGUGCAGACAUCUUGGCCUACCCGCCUGUAGUCGCUGGAGGUAAUCGGUCAAACACUUUGCACUAUGUGAAGAAUAAUCAGCUCAUCAAGGAUGGAGAAAUGGUGCUGCUGGAUGGAGGUUGUGAGUCUUCUUGCUAUGUGAGUGACAUAACCCGUACCUGGCCUGUCAAUGGCAGGUUCACAGCACCUCAGGCAGAACUCUAUGAAGCUGUUCUAGAAAUACAGAGAGAUUGUCUGACCCUCUGCUCCCCUGGGACAAGCUUGGAGAACAUUUACAGCUUGAUGCUGACACUGAUAGCACAGAAGCUUAAGGAGUUGGGAAUCGUGAAGAACAUUAAGGGAAAUAAUGCCUUCAAGGCUGCUCGGAAAUACUGCCCUCAUCAUGUUGGCCACUACCUCGGGAUGGAUGUCCAUGACACUCCAGACAUGCCCCGUUCCCUCCCUCUACAGCCUGGUAUGGUAAUCACGGUAGAGCCAGGGAUCUAUAUCCCAGAAGAUGACAGAGAUGCCCCAGAGAAGUUUCGUGGUCUUGGUGUACGAAUUGAAGAUGAUGUAGUGGUGACUCAAGAUUCACCUCUCAUCCUUUCUGCAGAUUGCCCCAAAGAGAUGAAUGACAUUGAACAGAUAUGCAACAGGGCCUCUUGACCCUCGCUGCAGCUCACGUGCAUCUCAGGUUUAGAGGGGGUGUGCACAUGUGCUGGCUGAGCGUCUUUGUGUGUGUUUCUACACAUGUUCCGUUUAGGAAUUAUGGCAAUUGUAUGAAUGUAAAAAAAUGUAUAUGUGACCUUUCUUUGUUUUAAGUAGCUAGAAAUCUGGAAAAUUGAAUUUUUGAAUGAUAUGUUACUACAACUUUAGUAACAUUAACUCUGUACAAUUAAUGACCAAGGCAGGUUUAAUUUUUAAAUGUACAGAACUAUCAUGGUUAUGUAUGUCCAUGCAUUCCAGUUAACACAAAUAUACAGAAAAUUUUCUCCUUUUCUCCAACUCUUUCCCUUUCUAUGCUUUUGCUGAGAUCUACCUAAUAUCGUAAGCUGUUUAUGAUGCUUAUAUUUUGAGCUAACCACCACUGUCUGCCUAUACUAAAAGCCACCUGUCAGUGAUUGUGGGUGGCCAGUACAUAUCUUCCAUAACUCCUGUCCAUCUCUUCCAGAUACUACAUAUCUACUGGAGCCAUAUGAGCCCUUGUCACUGGUGUCCUGCAAUCCCACCAUUCAGCUCCAAUCCAGAUUCUCCAAACCCUAUUAAAACAGUUUUGAGUUUUCCUUGCUGUUUCAUUGCCUAUGGCCUGGAAAGUGUUUAGAUUCUUGAUGAGGGAAAAAAUGAAAGAGAAAGAAAAACAUAUAUAUGUAUGCUACAGAACUGCACCUCUGUCCAUCCAUUCUCAAUCUGAAAAAAAUUCCUUUCCCAGGCAUCCACGGUGUCUUUAUAGAUUCAUAGGAUACUGAUCCUCAUAACACACUCUUGAACCUGCUGCCCUGGCCAAGGGUAGAUCCUCUCCUUACCCUGUUGAAGCCAGAGGAAUGACACCAGUUUUCAGAGAGCUGCUCCUGUUGCAUUCUGCAGUGUCAUCUAGUGCAAAAUAUGGAACUCACCCAGUACCCAUAAACAUCCUAUGAUCCUUUUAUUUCUCUGAUAUUAGCACUGGGAGGGCAGUAGGAAAGAGUCCUAUUUCCCUCAACACAGCAUUGGCUGCAUUCAUACAAGAACUCAGUUUGCAGAGUGAACAGGGCUAGAUUAUUGCAAAUGGUUUAUUCAGAAGCUUCUGUCAUAGAACUAAUAUGUUCACCUCCAUUAAACCUAUAUAUAGGCCAAAGAUGUAUAAAACAUGUUGAUAGAGCAUAAAUUUGAGAGAUUUUAAGAAAGAAACAGGGUAGAUUAACACUCUGUUGCAGUGCUAGAGGUUUCCCUAUCUUAUGAGGGAAACCUUCUUAUGAGGGAAACCUAAGGUACAGAGCCAAAAGAAGACAAGCAGCAACUUCAUCGGGAGACAAAGAUAAUGCUAUAAAUCAGAGUGAUAUAGAUGCUGUCCUGCCAGUGCUCAGCCUUGGGCCUGUCCUCCCCACCUCCCUCCAACUUCUCGGUCCUAUGCCCCUUUCUAAAAGGGUACUGAAGACAGAUCCACAACUCUAGCUUUUCACCGUCUGGGCUUCUGUGGCCCCAACAACCCUUUCCUUGAAUUGAGUUUCCUUAGUUCAUUUACAAUCCUGGAAUAAGGAAUUUCCUUUUCUUCCUAUAAAUUAUUUUCAGUGGUCUUCAACUUUCUAGCUAAAAGCCUAGGUGGCUUUUAUGUAUAGCAGCACAUCUGGACAUGAAACAGACUUCUGGUUAGAUUCUAAUCAAGUUCUGCAGGUGCUGUGAGCCCUGCUUAGAAUGGCUAUGCAGAAUUCUGGUGAUUUUUAAUCCCUGACCCAAGCACGUUGUCCUUUGAGUCAGUAGCUAAGCAUUGAAUCAGAGUAUCAGAACCAUUGAGAGAUGGCAUAGUGUUUGAGGGCUGUCUGACAUAUUCAGGAUUUGUUGAGCACAUGUGGUGCACAGUGCAGGAAUCUCGUUCAUUUUUAGCCAUACUACAGACAAGCCCCGCAUUUCCUCCAAGUCUAAGCAUAGUAAAUACUUCAUAUAUACACCAGGCUCUCCUAAUGAAAACCUGGAUUUUCAGAAGUCCUUCAAAUGUUACACUGGAGUUUUUCUUCCUCAGUUAAAGAGAGAUGGUUGGGUCAUUAAUAACGCCAUCUAAGUGAAGGAAGCAUGUCUCGAUAGCCUGUCGCUUACUUUUGUGCGUUUGCCUCAGGAAUUGCUGUUUUUCCAUAAAUCAGGAAACAGACCGUGUUUUCUAUUUGAAAUGCAAUAGUAGCAAUUGCUGGAAUAGAAACCUUUUCCUCCCCACAGCCAUGAUAUCCACACUAGGAAGGUACUUCUGGUGGCCGAAAGUUCUCUCUGGGUCUUCUUUCAAAACACCAUUAUUUUUUCACCAAUCUUGUGAGGUCAGAAAGGGAAAGUUCCUACCAUAAACAUGAUGUCUUAAUUUGAGAUCAAGAUCCAUAAAAUAAGAAAAUCCCAGAUGAAGACGUUGUUACUCAUUAAGAUAGAAAAAUUGAGCUAUGUUACAUUUUUCAAAGCCAGCCCUAUAUGUGACUCAGAAGUGCUGCCUCUUCUCCUGUGUCUGUGUCAGAGCUCACAAGUACUGCACAGGGACUACCCCACCAAGCCAGCUAUUGACCUCAGGCUCCUUUGUAACCUGUGUCUCCAAUAACUGCUACCAGAAGAACAAAACUGGGAUUUGAGUUUGACCCUGUCUGCCAUACCUCAGCUGGUAUAUGAGCAAUGAGAAUAAAGCUCAUUUAUGUGUGUGUGUUAGAAACAAAGUAAGGGCCCAGGAUGGUGGCAGCAUAAAGGACAUAAAAAAAUAAAGGUUAAUUUUUUUUUAAUUUUAGUUUCCUGAGGUGGGAUCUGUAGCCUAAAACAUAAGCUGGUCAGGUUUAAGUUUUCAUCCUGGGAAAAUAUACUUGAAACUGAGGUUUAAUGUUCCUAAUAUAACAAGAAGGUGAAUACAUCGUUAAAUGCUAACGUUUAAUCAGAACAGAAGUCCAUUGUCACAAAGCACAUGGGUCCUCCUGGCUGCUCUUCAUUGUACCGCUGCCUGUGUGUCCCUGAGGAACUUGGUGCGAGCAUCAGUACUGCUCAGAUCAGGGUUCCCAGCUGGAAGCAAGGUUUCAUGAGGAUAUGAGAGAACUGCAGUGUUUGUUAACAUUUCUUAAUGCUUUGUAUGACUUUUGUGCAAUUAUAGAAAGUUCAGUUUGGACAAAACGCUGUUACUUUUUUAAGGCUCUAUCCCCUGAAAAUAGGUAUGUCAUUCCCCAACAAGGGAAAAGCAUUUAUUACUGUCAUUUUAAAAAUAAGCAAUAAAACAACAUAAAAGUG
This is a messenger RNA of Nyctereutes procyonoides (raccoon dog), 5215 nucleotides long. RefSeq names its product X-prolyl aminopeptidase 3 (gene XPNPEP3). Lineage: Eukaryota; Metazoa; Chordata; Mammalia; Carnivora; Canidae. The coding region runs from base 419 to 1942 and encodes 507 amino acids. The transcript is spliced from 10 exons. Gene Ontology annotation, cellular component: mitochondrion. The record is from RefSeq and is a predicted model, not a curated record. Gene Ontology annotation, molecular function: metalloaminopeptidase activity; manganese ion binding.